Messenger RNA from Aptenodytes forsteri (emperor penguin), 419 nucleotides. RefSeq names its product RNA polymerase II subunit K (gene POLR2K). Lineage: Eukaryota; Metazoa; Chordata; Aves; Sphenisciformes; Spheniscidae. The record is from RefSeq and is a predicted model, not a curated record. Bases 106 to 282 code for a protein of 58 amino acids. Gene Ontology annotation, cellular component: RNA polymerase I complex; RNA polymerase III complex; RNA polymerase II, core complex. Gene Ontology annotation, molecular function: DNA-directed RNA polymerase activity; DNA binding; zinc ion binding. The transcript is spliced from 4 exons. Gene Ontology annotation, biological process: DNA-templated transcription.
GCUCCACGUCGUCGCGGUAGGUUACGGUUGCACCCCAACGCACGUAGGUGCAUCCGUGUGCCUGUUGGCUGUGUCAACUUGGCAGCGCUUUACAGCUGCAGGAACAUGGAUUCACAGAAGGAUGUUCAACCUCCAAAGCAGCAGCCAAUGAUUUACAUUUGUGGAGAAUGUCAUACAGAAAAUGAAAUAAAGGCAAGAGAUCCUAUCAGAUGCAGAGAAUGUGGCUACAGAAUAAUGUACAAGAAAAGGACAAAAAGAUUGGUGGUUUUUGAUGCCCGAUGAUUUCUGCUGAAGAUAUAGUGACUUUAUGCUGCAGUUUAAUCUUUCUGAUAACUUUGCUCUGUAAAUCCAUUGGUGUACAAAUGCACACUCCUAUUUGUGUUUUAAGAUAUUGAAAUAGUAAAGUUUACCGUGAUACU